UGCCACCUUCCUAGAGCUCAGUCAGAAAGCUGUAGGGGGAUUGCGAGCUGCGGGGGGCAACGAGAAGGCGUGAUCUUCCGCAUUAGCACCUGCGGCGGGCAAUGUCGUGCUAGUGAGUUGAGUCUGUGGGUGCGAGAUGCAUCAUGAGCUCUGGGCUGACUCCUGCACAUGUUGAAACUUUGUGAUAUUGGAGAGAAAAAAGGGGAAAUGAGUUUUUCCGUGCCCGUCUCUUCUGCUUAAGCGACUUUGACAGUGUAGGACCGCUGGAUCUUCACAUCAGGUGACAUGAAGGACAGACUGUUUGACCUGCAGGGUGUCUCUCCCAAGCCUGCAGACGAGGACAUCGAUCCUGAGGAGCUGAUCGCCGCUCCAGAUGUGAGCGAUCUGGAGCAACACGCCAUCGUGUUUGAUGGAGAGGAUGAAAUGAAUGGCAUCUUCAAGGAGGCCCAGUCGAUCCGUAAGGAGAUUUCCCUGCUCAAAACGGACGUGAAGCGUCUUGGGAAGCAGAACACGCGGUUCCUCACGUCCGUCAGGCGGAUCAGCAGCAUCAAACGAGAUUCCAACGCCUUGGGACGUGACAUCAAGGCCAGAGGGGAGGCCGUGUACGCACGGUUGGAGAAGAUGGGGAAACGGAACAAAGAGCUGGAGGAGGAACACGGGCCCUGUUCGGCUCUGGUGCGCAUGGUGCGCUCACAGUACGUCUCUCUGACCGGGGCCUUCCACGAGGCCAUGUCCGAGUACAGCGAGGCCGAGAUGGUCCAGAGGGAAAACUGCAAGACUCGCAUCCAGAGGCAAGCAGAGAUCAUGGGCAAGGAAGUGAGCAGAGAGCAGAUAGAUGAGAUGAUUGAAACUGGGAAGUGGAACGUGUUCUCCGAGAACCUCCUCACUGACGGGAGAACUGCCCGGUCGGCUCUCACGGAGAUUGAGAAUCGCCACAAGGAGCUCCUGGAGCUGGAGGGCCGCAUUAAGGACAUCCAUGACCUCUUCUUCCACAUGGCCAUGCUGGUGGAGGAGCAGGGGUGCAUGCUGGAAAACAUAGAGGCAAACGUGUGCGCCACUCAGGACUAUGUUGUCAAGUCCACAGCUCACAUCAGGAAGGCCGUGAAAUACAAGAAGAAUAAUCCUUGUCGCCGUCUCCUAUGUUGCUGUUUCCCAUGUUGCAAUACAUGAGACAGUUUUCUUCUCAAACGGGGAUCUUACUGUUGUCUCUAAAGUGUUCUUUCAAAUGAUCUUUCAAACCUGCAGGACUCAAAUCAACUUCCUCUAUGUGCCAAUGCCCUAAAUAUGUGCUUCGGUUUGUGUAUUUAUUCAGCUCAGAAGUGUCACCUCCAUUUCACGCUGUGGACACAAGUAUUUCAUGUCAGUGUCCUCACCGAGCCGUUCUCAGAAAAAGACUGGGGUCUAUAUUUCAAACCACAAGUCCAUAUGCAAAUGUAUACAGUGUGAUACGAGGUGUUCCAUUUCCUGAUUGUAAAUGAGACGCGCCUGUGCAUGGUAACUGUAAAAACAUCUAAGUUUGAAUUUAUUUUUGGUACCUCUCAGCUGUGAACCUCUGGCUUUAUGCUUGAUUUUUAAAAGCAAAUGCUCCAUUACAUGAGAUAUUUAAAGUGAUGUGAAAUAUGACUUUACAGUUCAUUUCUA
Molecule: messenger RNA, 1641 nt
Organism: Myripristis murdjan (pinecone soldierfish)
Lineage: Eukaryota; Metazoa; Chordata; Actinopteri; Holocentriformes; Holocentridae
Gene: stx11a
Product: syntaxin 11a
Exons: 2
Coding region: 286-1170 (294 amino acids)
Biological process (GO): intracellular protein transport; exocytosis; synaptic vesicle fusion to presynaptic active zone membrane
Cellular component (GO): plasma membrane; presynaptic active zone membrane; endomembrane system
Molecular function (GO): SNAP receptor activity; SNARE binding
Source: RefSeq, a predicted model, not a curated record